Molecule: messenger RNA, 373 nt
Organism: Ficedula albicollis (Collared flycatcher)
Lineage: Eukaryota; Metazoa; Chordata; Aves; Passeriformes; Muscicapidae
Product: dystrobrevin beta-like
Exons: 5
Source: RefSeq, a predicted model, not a curated record
GCCAAAGGGCUGGACAGCCCCCCCAGACCUGUGAGUAACAUGAAUGAGGCCAUGGUGACCCACGUGUCCUCUGGAGCACCCACCCCAACCAAAAGGUGCGGCCCCGGCCCCUCCCGGGAGGAGGAGCACGCCCGGAUCCGAUCGCUGGUGCUGCGGCUGCGGAGCGGGGCCGGUGCCCUGGACAGCCCGGGCCGGCUGGACGAGGAGCACCGGCUGAUCGCUCGCUACGCUGCACGCCUGGCUGCCGAGGCUGGCAGUGCUCCCCGCCCCCCGGCUGACCUGGGCUUCAGUUUUGAUGCCAACAAGCAGCAGAGGCAGCUGAUAGCAGAGCUGGAGAACAAGAACAGGUACAGCCCUGGGCUGCUCACCCCCU